Molecule: messenger RNA, 624 nt
Organism: Humulus lupulus (European hop)
Lineage: Eukaryota; Viridiplantae; Streptophyta; Magnoliopsida; Rosales; Cannabaceae
Exons: 2
Coding region: 1-624 (207 amino acids)
Source: RefSeq, a predicted model, not a curated record
AUGAUAUUGCAUUAUCUUCUUCUACAUGAGGAUGGCAGCUCUAAUGGGAAUGAGCUUCAUCUAAAUUUUGGAGGUAACAAAACAAAAUUUGGCAUUGAAGAAUUUGGAAUUAUAACAAGUUUAAAUUGCAAUGAAAUUCAUGUUGACAUGGGGGUUAGCAAUGAUAAUAAUCGAUUACUUGUUAAAUAUUUCGGUGGAAAAUCAUCAAUAUCUAGAAAUGAGUUGAAAGAUUUCGUUAAAUCUAGAAAGAUAGAUAUUGAUGCUGAGGAUGCUGUGAGAUUAGUGAAAGUAUAUAUUGUAGAAAAUAUAUUAGGUAGUAAAAGAGGAGAUAGGUUAGUAGACAAUUUUGUCAUGAGUUUAGUAGAUGAUGAUCAAAAGUUUGAGGCAUAUCCUUGGGGUCGCCGAUCUUUUAACGAAACUAUAAAAUAUCUCACAAGCGCCCUAGAUUCAUCAAAGACAGGAUAUGAGCUAUGUGGCUUCCCUAUAGCCUUCCAAGUUUGGGGUUUUGAGGUUAUUCCUUUGUUGGCCUCAUCGUUUGCAAUUCAUGUUGGUUCAAAGUUCCCCAGAAUUUUGAACUGGAAGACAGGGAAGAAGAGUUGUUUAUGCUCCUUUAAACUUUUCUAA